This is a messenger RNA of Rasamsonia emersonii CBS 393.64, 1731 nucleotides long. Its product is annotated as Peptidylprolyl isomerase. Bases 1 to 1731 code for a protein of 576 amino acids. The transcript is spliced from 3 exons. Lineage: Eukaryota; Fungi; Ascomycota; Eurotiomycetes; Eurotiales; Trichocomaceae. The record is from RefSeq and is a predicted model, not a curated record. Gene Ontology annotation, cellular component: catalytic step 2 spliceosome. Gene Ontology annotation, biological process: protein peptidyl-prolyl isomerization; protein folding. Gene Ontology annotation, molecular function: peptidyl-prolyl cis-trans isomerase activity.
AUGUCUGCGCACUACCAGACCGAGCCUCCCCCCACCGCGUCCGCCACCUUGAUCACCACCGUCGGACCGAUCCACAUCUCCCUCUUCGCGAAACAAGCUCCUCUCGCCUGCAAGAACUUCUUACAGCACUGUCUGGAUGGAUACUACGUGGGCACUUCCUUCCACCGCGUCGUGCCGGGCUUCGUCAUCCAGGGCGGCGAUCCCACGGGGACGGGCUCCGGCGGGUCGUCCAUCUACGAGGACCCCGAAUUCGAGUACGACCCCUAUGGCCGCGAUCCGAACGAGAAGGUCGUCUUUGGGGAUGAGUUGCACAGCCGGCUGCGCUUCAACCGUCGGGGAAUGGUGGGCAUGGCCAAGAGCGAAGACGGCACCUACGGCAGUCAGUUCUUCAUCACCUUGGCCAACGCCGAGCGCGAGCUGAACGGCAAGUGCACGCUGUUCGGCCGCGUCGAGGGCGACAGCAUCUACAACGUUGUGACUAUCGCGGAGGCGGAACUCGUCGAGGGCACCGACCGCCCCGUCUACGCGGUCAGGAUCACGGGAACCGAGGUGGGCGAGUUGGGUCCGUUUGCGGGCAAGUUGAAGAAGCGAGAAAAGGUUGCCGUUGCGGAGCCAGAAAAGGCCCCGACAGUGAAGAAGAAGAAUAAAAAAGGGAAGAGUGGGAAAGCGUUGUUGAGCUUUGGAGCGGACGAGGAGGCGGAAGGCGAUGAAGAGGUGGUGAAAACGUCGAAGCCCAAAUUCAACACGAAACUCGUUGCCGAUGUCGAGACGGUGGACUUUGAGCCAAAGAAAGAAGAGAAGAGAGCGUCUCCAGACAAGCCUCGAAAAAGGCCACGCUCGCCGUCGCGGCCGCCCCGUCGGUCGCCGGAGGAUCGAAGAACUCGUCCGAAGACACCUGAUCCAUACACCCAGCUGCCUGCCAAGGACCCUGAGGUUCCCGAGCGAUCACCGUCGCCGACACCUCCGCGAUCCUCUCCCAAGCCGUCUGCUCUCGAGCGAACGAAUGCGGAGAUUGCAGCUCUGAAAGCGUCGAUGCGGCGGACCGUCAACACCGAGCCCGCUGAGACGGGUCGGAAGAAGUCCGCCUUGGAAGCCAUGAUCCCGGAGAACGCGAUCCGCGGGCGCAAACGACCGCCUCCAGGCAGCAUUGGUGCUAGUAGCCAGGGACCGAUCGGUCGGGGCGGCACGACGGGAGAGGGCUUCAGCUCGGGGGCGGACGCGGAGGCGCUGAAGCUGUUCAACGCAUUCAAAGCGAAGCUGGAGAGUGCGGACGCACAGGUAAAGAAGAAGCAAUCGUCGUCACAGAAGACGAACCAACAGACGGAGGCGUCCAACGGCAGCAAACAAGGCAAAGAAGGCGAAGAAGGCGCCGAAGACGAGGAGGCGCAGCUAUGCGACCUGCACUUCAUCGCCAACUGCCAAUCGUGCCGAUCAUGGGAGAACCCAGACCCGGAGGCGACGGGGGGCGACGAAGACAUAAGGGAGGAAGACUGGAUGACGCACCAGCUGCGGUUCGGCAAGGACACGCUGGGCAAGGACCUGAACUGGAAGAAGGAGCACGAGGACGCCGACUCGCUGGUGGUGAUCGACCCGCGGGUGCGCGAGAAGGAGAUUAGGGACAGCCAGAAGAGUCGGCGGAGGGAGAGGGAUCGGGAGCGGGAUCGCAAGAGGGAACGGAAUUGGAUGGAUGGGAUGUACUGUCUGUUGUCAAGAUUAAAGUCGUCUUUCUAA